UAAGUUGGCUUCCCAUUGGCUAGCUUUUCCCGUUCCCCCUUAAAUGCUGCAGCGGCUGCAUUCAGGCGCCCCAAUGUAGCUGCUGCACCAUUUAAGGUGGAACGGGAAAAUUCGAAGAAGAAACUGGCGAAUGGGAAGCCAACUCCAGCUUCGUCCUGCGGUGAGGAGAAGGGGAGGGGACGCGCGCUGUGUUUGGAUGCUGCAGGCUCAGCAGCGUCCACUUAGCGGUAAACCUGCUGUCGUUUUGCUGGUAUUGUCAGGAAAAAUAACCGAAUCAGGGCGCGUUUCUCGGACAUUUUCUGCGCUGCUUGUCGCUGAGAUCAUGCGGAGAUUCGAGCACACGUAGCGGGGGGGAGUGCAUGCGCAGCUGUCCGUGUUUUUUGGGCUUGCCUGCGGUGGCCAGAAAUCUUUUUUCCCCUGUCUGGGUGGGUUAGUGCACCGUAUAAGGGAUGCCUCUGAUCAGCCUGGACGACGACGACCCGCGGUGGGUUCCCACGCACGUGAACGUGACCGUGCUUCGCGCGCGGGGUCUGCGGACCAAGGGCAAGCAAGGCAGCCGGUAUGUGUACACGGUCAUCCAGGUGGGCAAGGACAAGUACACCACGGGCCUGGUGGAGAAGGCCGUCGAGCCCGAAUGGAAUGAGGAAUGCAGUUUCGAGCUGCUGCCCGGGCUGCUGGAGGAUCCGGCGGGUCCGGUGGGCGCCUACCCGCCCGGGAGCAGCGACCUGGUCCUGACCGUCAUGCACCGGGUCCUCAUCGGACUGGACGUGUUUCUGGGCCAGGCCGUGGUCCCACUUGACAAAGCUUUUCGGGAAGGAGUUUGUCCCAGAAACGAGUGGCUGAAGCUGCGCUCCAAAGCAGGGAGAAAAGAGAAGGAGCGCGGAGAACUGCAGGUCACCGUCCAGUUCACUCGCAACAAUAUGACUGCCAGCAUGUACGAUCUGACCGUCAGGGACAAGCCUCGCUCGACCUUCGGCAAGCUGAAGGACCGCGUCACCGGCAAGAAGAGAGGAGAUGUGGAGUCCUCCUCAGCCAUUCUGCCUGGCCGCUACGCAGCCCUGUCCAGUUCAGCUGGUCAGUCUCUGCAGGAGAAUGGCAGUGGGGGGAGCCCUGGGAUGGAGGAGUGCGGAGAUGAACGGCGGAGCAAGGUGAAGGAUUUCUUCCUGAAGGGAAAGCUGCGGAAGAACUCAGACACGCGCUCCUGUUCAUCUCUGGCCUCGGAGAGCAGCAUGGCGUCCUCAGCUGGGGAUCCGUUCGUUCCCAUAGAGCUGUGCAGCACACCCAUCUACAGCAGCAAAGUCAUGGAGCCCUUCUGCGCUGAUUCAGAGGGAGGAGUAAAAGUGAUGACCCACAAGCGUGCAUACAGUGAUGAGGCCAGUAAAGUCACUGCCUCGCGGCCCUGUCCGGCUGUGGAGAAUCUGCAAGGCCAGAACACGCUGCUCUCUAAGUCCACCCUCUGCAUCAAUGGCAGCCACAUCUACUCUUCUGAGCCCGCCUGUUCCAAAGGCCCUGGCGGCCUGCCAGUCAAGCGCAGCCUUCUGGAGAAAUGCUCUCCACUCUCACGAUCGCUGCAGAACCUCACCCGCCGCAGUGAGGACCCCCAGAAGGCCGAGGGGAGGCGCUGGUCCAUCGACAAGAGCAAGAAGGAGGGUGAGAAAGAGUCUGAGGGCUCUGUGGCCCAAGAUCAAGGAGCCACUACAUCAGAGGGAAAACCAGUCCUAGCCACUGCCCCACUAGUGGUGGCUGCUGGUGGUACAGAGGGUACAGAUAAGGGGAAGAAGCUGAGGAAGACUCUUUUCUCCAGUGGGAGGAGUGACUCUCUCCCAGCAAAGCCUGAGCAGGCUGCUGCCCCUCAGGAGAAACGUUUGCGUGGUUGGUUCGGCUCCGGCGAUGCCCAGAACAAGCCAAGGCUGGGAGUCACUCCUAAAGUAGAAAGCAGCUCAGACCCAUCCUCCCCCCUCCCUCCCUGCUUCCCCAGCUCACCACCAGGCUCUCUCCCCCUUGAUUCUUCUACUGGCUAUGUGUCGCCCCCUAGUGUCAGCCAUCACACUAACCCAUUCACCCACCCCUCACCUCCGACCACCUCCAUCUCCUCCUCCAACCCUUUCCUCACACGACUGCAGAGGAACCCCUUUUUUGAGGAGCUCAUAGCCGAGGAGGCUUUGAAAUCUCCUACUGAAAUGUCCUGCUAUCCUAACUUUCCCCACGACCAUAAUCCAGCAUUCUUGGCCAGGUCUGGCCUCUCAAGCCCUGCCAGUGAUGGCACACCAAGCAGAAUAGCAUCCAUAAAGAGAGAGAGGCCUCGGAGUGUAGCCAGGCAGAGGUCCCUCCCUGCCUUAAUGCCUGGAACACAAGAGGCAGUCACUGUGAAUGCUAAUAACAGUAACACUAAUUCAGACCGCCCUUUAUCAGAGACUGGAGGGGAAUUGGACGAUUUUGAGGCCUUUGCCACUAGCCGUCUAAAAUCACCAGUGGGGACUCCUACUAGACCACCCUCAGUCCCAAUCUCAUCCUCAAGCCAUCAUAGCCCAAUGGAGCACCAUGCUUUUCAACCAAAUAAUGGUAUUGUAGUUGACCAAGCCAACCAGGGAAUCCCCAGGAGUUGGGACUUGCCUCCUUUACCUCCGAGGAAGCCCACAGGAAUCCCAUUUCCUGUGCGACAGAGGUGCUUAGAGAGCUGGCUAGACCGAGGUCAAGAGCUAGCUGUCCAAAAAGAGGCAAGUGUGCUAUUCCAGACAGACUUAGCCUCGCUACAGCAUGUUAGAGAGACAAAUGGCCAAGUCUCCCCUUUAAAUAAAGAGUCAUUUAUGUUCUUCCACUGUGCUGCUCUGGAGCAGAAUAUUAAUGCGUAUCCACUGACACAUACUCCUCAAAUGCCAACAAAUGGAAAUCUCAACCUUUUAGAGGUAGGAGAUGGGAGAGUUUUGGCUGAGAGAGGGCUCAGUCCGAAUCUGACAGGAAGCCAUGGUAGUGAUCCUAUUCAGAUCAGCCCUGUGUUUGGCCUUCCUGAGAAUGUCAUAGUAAACACAAGUCAAAACUGCAUGUAUAGAGAUGUACAGGAAACCUCCCUGUAUACUGAGAAUGAUCACACUGUGCAGAACACGACAAAUUGCCUCUCAGACUGGGACACAACUGUGAGUGAGUCACUGUGCAGUUCAUUUCAGACUCUACCAAAGCCUCCUGAGUCCUCCUGUGAAUUGAACUCAAAACCAAAGCCAGUUUCUAAUCCACCAAAUGAGAACAUCACCGCCAAUGGAGACGUCACUGCGCAGACACUCCCUGCUCGAGACUCCAAUAAUAAUACGAAUGAUACUUCACAGUUUGCUUUCAUUGACUCUGACAACUCGCUUACAGAUGGCACUUUUGACAACAACAAAGGCAACAACAAAGGCAACAUAACAUUAACACAGCACAAGGAUGCUUCAGCCUAUGACCCCUCUGGAAAAGUGCUCUUAAUUUGCAGGUCUUCCCCAGGAAUCUCUGAAGAUUUGAUAGAAAAAAUGACUACAGAACUCGAGAUGUUUUCCCCAAAGAAGACUUCAGAGACUGAUGAUGUUCAUAAAGAUAUUACAUCACAACAGGCCCCUGUUGCAGCUGGUGCAUCCAACAAUAACCAUUUGAAAGCUUUGUUUUUUGAAGGACCUUGUGACAGCUUAGAAGGACAUGACUCCACCAUGACCCAACCCAGAGAGCGUGUGAGUGAUUUAAAAGAUGUUUCUUCAGUGGUUCUUUCUAAACAGCCUACUUUGCAGUCAAAUCCAAGAGCUGAAUCAGAGGGCUCUGGUUACAAAGACAGCUUUGUGGCUCCACUAACUGCCUCUAUCCUCAACAGCGAUGACGGCAACACAACGACACAGCUCAAACCUGAGGCAGUGGAGGACAAUGCAGGCUUAGAUGCUGCAUGCAAGGGUGUAGGCAGUCUGACUUAUGAUGAGCUUAAGACUGAGAACGCUGAACUCGAGGCGCAGGAAAAGAACCGUGAGGUUCCUGUUUUGGAGAUCGGGAAGUCAUGUUUCAAUCACACAAAUAGCAUCAGUUUUGAGGAGUUACAUGCCCAAGUAGCACCAAGAGGCUGUAGAAGUCCCUCCAAAACCAAAACUGAAGUAAGAUCUGCACGCCUCAGAACGUCUACUGCAAACUCGUCCAAAGCUGACUCCAGUACAUUCCCAUCCACAGCUAGUGCUGACAUAAAAUCAGCCACAACUUUGCAUGAUUCUGCUUCUACAUUCCUGUGUCUAUCUGACCCCAACACCGUUCCUAACUCUGUUCCUGACCUUGACUCUGACUUGACCUCCCUCACGUAUACCCCAACCUUGAGGCCCGGCUUGGGAAGCCCUCUGGCCGCGGCCCCCUCCACCACCUCCACAGCUCAACCCCAGGUCGCUGCACGGCACACACUUUCCCCCGAGGAGGCACAGCCAGCUAGCAGCCCCCCUCCCCCUGAGGAGAGCAGUCCUCACCCAGUGAAGCCCCUGACCAACACAGCAGCACAGGGAGAGAAGAAAUCAGAGGGGCGCUCAGUGCUGGAGAAACUGCGCUCCUCCAUCCACUCAGGACGCUCCAGUCAGCAGAGCACAGCUGAGCCAGAGAAAGCACAGGUGUAUAUGUCCGAGGCUCGUGCUCAUUACCAGACGCUGACCAACAUGGAGCUGAUCGCUCUGCUGCUGCAGCAGGAGAUUGACGCAGAGCGACAGCGGGAGGAGUCAGAGCUGCAGGCUACGCUGCUGGAGAAGCGCGAAUCCGAGCUGAAGAAGCUGAAGGUCCAGGUUCGGGAUCUGGAGGACUAUAUCGAUAAGCUGCUAGUGCGCAUCAUGGAGCAAACUCCCACCCUGCUGCAGGUACGCGCCCGGCCCAAGUGACACGUACGCUUCAGCGGACAUGACGCAUCCCUACGUAUCCUCAAUACAGUCACUUUACUGCCCUGUUCACCAAGACACAGCUUAACAUGCAUGAU
Colossoma macropomum (tambaqui) is the source of this 4954-nucleotide messenger RNA. It is a transcript of the gene rab11fip5b, whose product is annotated as rab11 family-interacting protein 5. Gene Ontology annotation, molecular function: small GTPase binding. The coding region runs from base 450 to 4859 and encodes 1469 amino acids. The transcript has 6 exons. Gene Ontology annotation, cellular component: secretory granule; recycling endosome; mitochondrion. Gene Ontology annotation, biological process: regulated exocytosis. NCBI's taxonomy places the organism in Eukaryota, Metazoa, Chordata, Actinopteri, Characiformes, Serrasalmidae. The record is from RefSeq and is a predicted model, not a curated record.